Galleria mellonella (greater wax moth) is the source of this 3217-nucleotide messenger RNA. RefSeq lists its product as uncharacterized. The transcript has a single exon. The record is from RefSeq and is a predicted model, not a curated record. Bases 93 to 572 code for a protein of 159 amino acids. Lineage: Eukaryota; Metazoa; Arthropoda; Insecta; Lepidoptera; Pyralidae.
UCGCUGUCUCACUCUGUCACAGACGCGAGGCGACAUCGCUCGGGUAGCACGCGCGUCGCACCGCGGAAAAAUGCCAUGUGCACGCCGCAGCGAUGUGUUGGCGUCAAGUGUCCAAAUUACAAAAGACUGUGUUCAUUGUGCUAUUUUACGUAAUACUGUACUUACUGAUAUUGUAUGCGAUGAGCCCGGACACAACGUUGACAUUCGUGAACGACGAGAUGCAGGGCGACAAGUAUCCCCUGUUGUUUCUAGUUGCGCCCAAUAUGCCGGUUUUUUCGGAUCCCGAGGGCGCAGACGUGUUCAGAUCUAGACGUUGCGGGAACUGCUUCAUCACUAACAAUAAAGGCUUCUUACCCAUCAGCGGGUACGAUGCUGUAUUAGUGUACGGCGAUCGAAGUGUCCUGUCGCAGACGGCCGCAUUUAUGGACCCGGGGAAACGGUACCUGAUAGAAUCGAGCGAGGAUUGCUUGAGGAACAAGCUGAGGAGAUGCAGUAUGGAGCCGAAAAUCACCUCGUAUAGUAGUAAAGAAUCGUAUGACCUAUGCGGUCUUUGCCAUCUCCUGGAAAAAUAGCGCCUUCGGAAUUUGAUGUGAUAAUACUGGUAGUUAGAACUGUAUUGCCUUGUAUGUUACGGUGCCUGUGAAAUAAUAAGGCCUGCCAAAUAAUGAUUGUUGAAUAUUGUAUGUAUACAGAAUGAUAUGGGUAUUGUAAGUUGGUGCUUGAGCUAAUUUUAUUAUACCUAGGUACUGUAUAUCCCUAGUUUCAGUUUGUUUUUAUAUUUUUUAUUUAUCCAAACGCGUACCCUUGUUUCGACUCUGUUAUUCUGCAAUGCAGAGGCAUAAUCAUCUGGAAUUAGGGAUGUGCAAACCGCUUUAACUGUUGGCAUUUAUCAAAUUAAAUGUAUUAAUGCUUUAUGUUUAAUUUUAUCACGAAAUUUUGUUUACGUUUAAAAUUUUUUGAGACUAAUCUAAACCAAAUUUGUUAUAGACUGUAAAUGAAUAAUACCUAGUUGCCUCGAAUAUACCUAAUUAAGAUAUUUUUAAAGAAAUCUCAAUAAUACAAUAAAUAGUUGAGAGAAGCAAAUCUUUUAAAAUAUUAUUUCAUAAUUAUUAUAUUUGAUUCGUUGUGAAUUUUGUUGUUUUCAUUACGCGUGUUACCAUAUAGAGCAGAUGUCAUGGUACAUAGAAAGUACAAAGGUAAUAAUUUAAUAACAGAAGGUCCAUUAAUAUAAAAAAAAAAAAUAUAUAUAUAAUUAUUGUAAAUUAUGAAAUAUUCAUAUUUUUAAUUGUAAGCUGUAAUAAGUGCAUUAUUAUGUCUAACACUUUCAGCUAGAUAUUUGAAAUAAAUUUCAAAGUGUUUUUAAUGUGGUAAGAAAAAAAGUGUCCAAAAAAAAAAAAAACUAUGUGUUAUCCUAUCAAAUGUAUAUUUAUCUAUGUUCGAAACAUAGUUAAUUGUGAUAACAAUAACUAAGUUAAGGUAAUUGUAACAACAUGAGAUUGGUGACAAUAGAAUCAAAGUGAAUUUUUAAUAAUUUAUCCUCGAUUAUAAUUUAUAAAUCAACAAUCGAUUCUUGUGUUUCACAUUAAUACUUUAUGUAACACGUCGUUUCCAGUAACCGACUUGGUCACAACACAAUGCAUUGUAUUGUAAGAAUGUAACAAUCGAUAAUAUAACUUCUAAUAACAGUUUCAUCGACUAGACUUCUGAACGUCAGCCAAACUAAAGUUAUUAGCAUGUUAUAUAAAUCAAUGAGAGCCAUUUAUAAUGUUUUUGCGUUUAAUUGAACAUUCUUGUGUUGCCAGAUUGUUUAUAAAGACAUAAGUAACAAUUACAAAAAUGCUUUAACUAUUUAUGUUUUUAAAAGUGCUAAAAAAGAAAAAAGUUUAGCACUUUUAAAAUCGACAUUUUAAUUAUGGCGUUUACUUUUACGAAUACACUUUACAAAAUUGGUUUAUUUUUGUUUUUAAAAGUGCUAAAAAAAUAAAGUUUAGCACUUUUAAAAUCGACAUUUUAAUUAUGGCGUUUACUUUUACGAAUACACUUUACAAAAUUGGUUUAUUUUUGUUUUUAAAAGUGCUAAAAAAAUAAAGUUUAGCACUUUUAAAAUCGACAUUUUAAUUAUGGCGUUUACUUUUACGAAUACACUUUACAAAAUUGGUUUAUUUUUGUUUUUAAAAGUGCUAAAAAAAUAAAGUUUAGCACUUUUAAAAUCGACAUUUUAAUUAUGGCGUUUAUUUUUACGACUACUCUUUACAAAAUUGGUUUAUUUUUGUUUUUAAAAGUGCUAAAAAAUAAAGAUUAGCACUUUUUUAAAAUUGGAAUUUUAAUUUUGACUAUUACUUUUAUACUUACGAACACUUUCAGUGUGUUUAAAAGAAUAAUUAAGAAAUAAGUAAAAUCUGAUUAAUUUAGGCAAAUAAUACAAAUUUUCAUAUUUUUUUCUUUCAAUAAUUGGAGCUGGUUAUGUAGGAAACAUCUAUUUGAAAGUUUAUUAACAAUCCACGUACUUAAAAUGGUUGAUUUCUGCAUGAUUAGCUCAAAUUGUAUCCACCAUCUUAUAAACAUCAUAGUAUGAUAGUAAAAUAAAGGAAAAAAAAUAUAGUCAACAGUAAAACAGACUCUUCUCAACAGAUAAAAAUUUUCCUUAUAAAAAAAAUGACGAAUUAAAAGUGCUUGUAAACAUGUCUAUAUAUUUGAGUAAAGACGAUAUGAAUUUGAAUGUAAUAGAAAUAGUUACAAAUAAAAAAUAUGCAUCCAAAUCGGAAUACACACGUCUGUACAGUCACAUGUAAGAACUUUACAAUAUACUUAUAUUACAAUAAUAAUAUGCCUUUACAAGGAAAUCUAUUAUAUGGAGCAUUAAAAUACAUUAUAUAUAUAUAUAUAUAUAUAUAUAUAUAUAUAUAUAUAUAUAUAUAUAUAUUGUCUUUGAUAAUUUAAUUUUAAUUAACGACAUGGGUGUUUAACGCUUGUUAGUAUUAAUUUAAUCAUGUGCCAUUGUACAAGUAGGUAGUUAGGUAAGAGUUAGAGAUUUGUUUCUCUCGAUCGUCACAAAAUUAUAAAGGUGAUAUAACAAAUAGAUUUUGUGUUUAGUUUAUACAAAAAGUGUGAAAUAAAUAGACAAUACCUUAAUAAUACGUUUAUUAUAGGUGAAAUAAAUUUAUUUCUAUUCAUUUUGUGUUUUCCCGUAAUUAAAUAAAAAAAUAUAUGAAUAUUA